AUGUCACUUACUAACCGAAAGAGAAAAGAGCCUUCUUACAAGAAUGACGUUGCUAAUGACACGCUAGAGAAUGCAAACUCCGACUCUUCUGUAUAUACAUCCGAAGAAGAUAAUGUAGAUACGUCUUUAUCUGAGUCUUCCGCCAAUACUACAAAUGUCAUUUCUUCUCCAGCAAAGAGGUCCAAAAGCGAAGGAAUUAAUGGUUCAUCAAAUACAAAUCAAUUUUUACGAGAAAAUAAAACGGCAGCACGGGAGAAAAGCAAGACGGCACAAAUAUUAAAAGAACGCCC
Dentiscutata heterogama is the source of this 290-nucleotide messenger RNA. Lineage: Eukaryota; Fungi; Glomeromycota; Glomeromycetes; Diversisporales; Gigasporaceae. The record is from the annotation of a GenBank genome assembly.